Molecule: messenger RNA, 946 nt
Organism: Panicum hallii
Lineage: Eukaryota; Viridiplantae; Streptophyta; Magnoliopsida; Poales; Poaceae
Product: acyl carrier protein 3, chloroplastic-like
Exons: 4
Coding region: 236-670 (144 amino acids)
Biological process (GO): fatty acid biosynthetic process
Molecular function (GO): phosphopantetheine binding; acyl carrier activity
Source: RefSeq, a predicted model, not a curated record
GACGGGAAUGGUCGUCCCAAAGACGCAUCGGCAUAGCCGCAACAUCGGAGUCGAUUCCAUCGACGGUCGUCGAUACUAACGAGGCGAGGCAACUGCCGCCUCCCCGGAUCCCCCGCGAUAAAGCACCCGCACCUCAGCUCCCACUCAGUCCUCUCUCUUGGCACUCAUCGCGAGCAGCAGCAUCGCUCUUUCCGCUCAUCUCCGAGUCGGCCCCGCGUGCACCCUUCUUGCAGCCAUGGCUGCUCCCGUCGCCGCAGCCGCCGGAAGAUCGGCCGUCCUCGCCUACUCCCCUGCGCUACGGGUACAGGGAAUGGAUGCAGUGUCGUUUCGAGUAUCAGCAUCUUUCCCCAGGCAAAGAGCAAGCUUUCCAUCAAUUCGGGUGCAGCGGAUUCCAAAGCGCUUUCAGGUGUCAUGUUCGGCUAAACAAGAAACUAUUGAGAAGGUUUGUGAAAUAGUUAAGGGUCAGUUAGCUCUACCCGAAGACAGCACUGUAACAGGAGAGACAAAGUUUGUGGACCUUGGAGCUGAUUCACUUGACACUGUCGAAAUUGUGAUGGGGCUUGAGGAGGCAUUCCAAAUCAGCGUGGAUGAAUCAAGCGCUCAGGAGAUCCAGACGGUGGGGGACGCUGCGGCUCUCAUCGACAAGCUUAUCACAGAGAAGGACGCUUGAAAGGACUGAAGUCAUGGAGUUUCCUUAAUGAAUAGUUUUGCAGGCACCUACGUUGCUCUCUGGAUGGUGGCGGCCAUGCUUCCUUGCAUUGCAACAAUUAGUUAGAACUCCCAGGGAUGCGUGCCUUUUGGGAUUAAUAAAAGAGGGAAUCGUCCUAUUUCCCUGAGAGACGGAGUCUUUUUUUCGUCUUAAUAUUGUGAGAGACAGUAUUCCAUUCAUGUAGCUGAAAAAGAUGUCGGAAUUUGUUGCAAUGAAUUUGGACCUUUUCACCCAUAA